This is a messenger RNA of Penicillium canescens, 2745 nucleotides long. RefSeq names its product putative PHD finger domain protein. Gene Ontology annotation, biological process: regulation of transcription by RNA polymerase II. Bases 1 to 2745 code for a protein of 914 amino acids. The transcript is spliced from 5 exons. NCBI's taxonomy places the organism in Eukaryota, Fungi, Ascomycota, Eurotiomycetes, Eurotiales, Aspergillaceae. Gene Ontology annotation, cellular component: Rpd3S complex. The record is from RefSeq and is a predicted model, not a curated record.
AUGGACACUGUCCGUCGCUUUUCGAAGCGCAUCCGCGCACGAACUACAGCUACUGCAACCCCGAGCGAGGCUGAGAGCACAUCACAGCCCCUUCCGCCUGCCCCUACGGGGCCCACUCCGUCCGGUCGACAGGCCUCUUCGCAACCGAAACGUCGGAAGCUUCAGAAGAAGCCCCCGGGCACUUCGAAGCCCAAGCCUCAGGUUCCGACAAUGAAGCCGAUCGGGGAAUACCCAUCGAUCGCGGAGUACCGCGGUGCUGGCGUCACGCCGCCCUCCACCCAGCGCGUCGCGACUGUUCCUGAUGCCCGCGAAAGUGAGCGCGACCUCGAGAGCGGGGCUGAGACUCUGACAGUCGACAAGAGCCCUGCGGAAGACAUCGCGGGAGAAGCAGAUAUCGCAAUCACCGCGGAAGUCGCAACUCCGGCCAACGAGCUCGAUCCCGCAUUUUCUCCUCCCGAUCCCAGCACGAACAACUCCGACUUCAUCUCCGUCCUAGACUCUCUUCCUCUUCCUACCUCCGAGAAAUACAACAUCCCAAAACUCAAGUACACAGUGAAGCUCGCCAUCAACCAUUCAAUUGAGGGCGGCCACCCCAAAUCCGCUCUGGCGCUUCUCUACUUCUGGUCCAAUGCCAUCGAGGACGAGUUCCGUCUCUCUCUGAUUGCCAACUUAGGCGGUGGUGAAGCAGCCAACGACGAGCUUCGGCUUGCUCUUCUCAGCAUGAUCAACCACUCCUACAGCGACGCCCGCAACUGGUACCAGAACUACGUUGACACCGGCGCCGCACGUCUCCCCGACAUGCCCUCCGGUGAGGACUCAAGCUUGUCAUCCGUCAAGUCCGCUGAGCAAGGACCUGCUUUCAAAAUCUCUGAUAUCUAUCGCGAUACCAGUGGUGCCCGGCCUGAGGAAUUGUUUGCGAGCGGCAAGACCAAUACAGCGCCACUGAAGCGGCCCAAGAAACCAUGCCCCGUCAACGAGAGAUCUUUCAAACGCAAGCGCAGAUGGGAAGAAGAUCCAGAGUUGGAUGAAUCCCUGCAGGCCAAGCGCCGUGACUACGACGGGCGGACCAUUCAUGAUAAUGCUCCAGUUGUCCAAUACAGCGCAUGCCGCGAUGAACUGGGACCCCCAGAUGCCAUUGAGCAUCCUUACAACUUUGAUAAUACCACUGAAAUCAACCGCUCUCGAUCCCUCCCCGUUGGCGGAGCCUCAAUUCUUGACCUGGCUCUUCAUGGAGACAAGACAAAGGCACCCUCUAUUGUGUCUGCUAGAAAUUCAGUUUUCGCCGGGAUGAACGGAGGAUCACGACGCCAGAGCAUGAAGAAAUCGCACCCUAUUGAUACCCAGCGCGCACGGUCGCUCUCUGUUGACACGACAGUCUCCAGUCUUUCUUCACUUUCCAACUCCGUCUAUUCAGUCCGGUUUAACGACUGGGCUGCCGACCACGAACCACGCCGCAUGCCGAAUUCUAUUGAGCCCCCUGAGAACAGUGACAACUGCCACCACUGUGGAAAGGGCGGCGAGUUGCUCUGCUGCGACACAUGCGACAAUGCAUUCCACUUCAACUGCUUGGAUCCUCCUUUGGAUCCCAAGAAUCCUCCCAAGGGCGAGUGGCACUGCCCCAAGUGCUCGAUCCGCAACAGCUUUUCGACCUUGAUCGCCCACUCCAAGCACUUCAAGAAAACCGAGUUCCAAGUUCCCCAAGAAAUCAAGGACCAUUUCGAGGGUGUCAACGAGGAAAUCGUGUUCGAUCGCGACUAUGCCCGCAACCCGAAGCACCAGCGCUACUACAAGCCUGCGCCCCACGUGCCGCGGCUGACUAAAGCUCCCAAGCAAGAUGGCCCUACCAUCUACGCGAACCCGCAAUACCUGCGUGAAACCGACGCGAAGGGAGAUCUCAUCCGCUGCUCCAAGUGUGGUCAUACAUCAGGAGGCCGACCCAUUAUCACUUGUGAUUACUGCCCUUGCCGUUUCCAUCUGGAUUGUCUUGAUCCGCCCCGCGCACAUCCCCCUAACCCCAAAGUCGGGUGGAUGUGUCCCAACCAUGUUACUCCUGAGGAUAUGAUUGCCACCAAAGAGGUCGAUGGAUUCCAGCACUUCCGUCGUGUGCGCCGUCCCAAAAACAUGAAGUUCAUUGAUUGUGACAUUCGCCUCCCUGACGACCCCAACCAGAGUAUUUUCGAUGACGACUGGAAAGAACGUCGUGCCCGUUUCUAUGCCGGCGACGUCGUCCUCAAAUUCAUCAGUACUGUCAAAGACGACCACUUCGAACGCCAGACCAAGUAUGCCAACAACGUUGAGCAGAAGUGCCUGGAUCUGACCAAGAAAAUUACCGAGGACUACCUCGCCCGUAAUGGAUUGGCCGGAGCUUCCGACGCCCAGUCAAUGAACAACCUAGCCUCCGACCUGGAGCAGCAAAUCUCGACUUCUGUCCGCGGAAUGAUCACCGGUGCCCCACCACAUGACCGAACCCCCUCGCCAAAGGCUGGAUCUCGAACUGAUGAAGGCAUCGCCGUGGAAUCCUCUCAUGCCACCUCUCCUACCUCACUGAACCACCCCAAGGGCCCAAAGGCCCCCUCGCAUGCAUCUCAGCGGUCGGAGCACGAUGACUCCGACCUCCUGCCCCGAAUUCCUGUCUUCACCUCGGCCAUGUUCAAUCGCAACAAGCGAUCGCGCGCCGAUGACAAGGACCAGGAUUCGGUCGAAGAGCCGGCGCAGAAGCGUCUGCACACCUCGGACACCGAGUAA